UCAAUUGUUUUGCUUCGUUUCGUUUUGGCCGGCUGAGCGUCUACCAUCCGCGGCCAAGUGGUUGUCUCAACUCCCAAUAGCGCGUCCCCCCAGGAUCCUCCCCACUUGUAUAAGCGCCAGACCUUGAACCUGCGUCGCUUCAAUCCCUGAGGUUUCGACACCACCGUCCUAUAGAAGAGAGUCGUUUCUGGCCUCGCUUCCGAGCGUUUGGGUUGUGUCAGGGGAGAAUGACUUAGAGGGGCACAUCGACCACUUCUUGGGGCCUAGUCCACGCUAUUUGUCGCGCCCGCGGUUAGGAUGCCUUCGUGAUUGGCAUCUCCAGGCGAUCCGCGACCCAUGCUCUCAAGGCUGACUUGGUUGUUUCUCAGAACAGAACCAACAGCUCGAAAAAUAGAGAUGAUUCUGGUCUGUGAUUCAUGUAGGGAAGAGCUAACAAUGGGACUGGGCUGCCGGAACAGCUUGGUAUGCGUCUUUCAGUUGCGUCUCUCGCUUCUUUAUCAUCAAGAACUGCUGCACGGCGUCUGCACAUGAGGCGCUUUGCUCCCAUUACUAGCAACUCUCUUUCUUUCUGGCAUAUCUCACCUCCAGCCUGUCGGUGAUAUCGCCCAUCUUCCAUGUAGAUGUGCCAUGGCUUUCACUCUCCAGCCUCACGAGGGACAUCUCCUCAGGAUCUUCCUUGUGCUGGUUUCCUUUCUGCUGGCUCCAGCAAGUCCAGCCGCCGUUGAACCACAUGUCAGAGUCUUUGCCAACGAAGAACCUGAAAGCCCUCGAAAGGCUCCUCCCCUUCUUGGACUUCCCGUCACAACACCAAAGGCGAGAUGGGUCGUGUCCGAUAUCUGGAGACCAUUGGUGUGGCAAGGACCUUCCCGGGGAUUUCUGUUGCUCCUCGCAGGCUGAUUGCAAGGUCCUUGCGGCAAACACAACUGCUUUGUGCUGCCCAAAGAACUCGAAAGGAGAGUGCGAGAUCAUUUUGCCCAUAACCUGCAACAUCGAGAGACAGAACCCAUCAACGAACCCAGAAGCUGAGGUCAAAACACUUGCACUAGAUCGGAAACUAAAGCGCUGCGGUGCCAUGAAUGGGGCCAAGAGAUGCUGUCCUUUUGGAUAUAGUUGCAAAGACGAUAAGGAAUGCGUACUCGACAAAGACCAGGACGAAAGCUAUGCCUUCUUGCUCCCGGUUCCUGAAUAUAUAUCAGCCAUAACUUCUGCUCCAACAUCCACAGCUACAUCCUCGUCAACUUCUGAUAUCCUAUCAGUCGAAACAUCAGAAGUGCCUGACAGGGUUUCCCAGCCGCCUUUUGCCUCAACUGAUCCUACGACUUCGACCGCCCCAGAUGACAAGGAAGAGGGGAAGAAGGGCAGCGGUAUAAGCCCAACAGGAGCGGUGACUGCAGGCACUGUUGCUGGCGUCUGCUGUCUGGUUGGAGUAGGCAUAUUUGUAUGGAUGAAAUGGUUCAGAAAGAAGAGAGAUCAAGAAACUCCUGAAAUGUCGUUGGCCCGAGAAUCAUGGGGAUACUUCUCUACAAGAAGUGCGCCAUCAACAUUGCACCUGCACCUGGCUCGUGGCCCUGAUGACAAGUUCAUUGUUACACCAACCACGGCUGGGUUCACACCCUCCUACCCACCGCUGGCCCCAAUUGUAGAGGAGAACCAAAGCCCCGUUGAGCUGCCCGCAACACCCGUGUCGCUCUGUAUGUGGUCGAACUUCGAAAAUGCUGCCGUUGAGGAGCCCAAGUUGGCUUAUGUCGUUCCAGCGAAACGGCAAUGACAAGUUUGAACAGGGAAACAAAAAAAAAACAGACUUUAUGAUGAACAUGAUAUGCAAAACGAUGAACGGUCUACUUUUCUUGUACAUAGAUUACUAUUGUUUUCUUUUCAGUUCCUAUCUAUCUAGCCUACUAUAUCUUGAUGAUUUGCGAUUUUGGCAGUGAAAGAUGUGUCAUCGUGGGAUUGUCAGGUUUCUUAAGUGUCUGGAAUUUUCAUUUACAAGAUUACAAA
Fusarium verticillioides 7600 is the source of this 1998-nucleotide messenger RNA. RefSeq lists its product as hypothetical. The record is from RefSeq and is a predicted model, not a curated record. The transcript has a single exon. Bases 731 to 1768 code for a protein of 345 amino acids. Lineage: Eukaryota; Fungi; Ascomycota; Sordariomycetes; Hypocreales; Nectriaceae.